Messenger RNA from Cladophialophora carrionii CBS 160.54, 756 nucleotides. RefSeq lists its product as uncharacterized. The coding region runs from base 1 to 756 and encodes 251 amino acids. The record is from RefSeq and is a predicted model, not a curated record. NCBI's taxonomy places the organism in Eukaryota, Fungi, Ascomycota, Eurotiomycetes, Chaetothyriales, Herpotrichiellaceae. The transcript has 2 exons.
AUGUGCGAGAAACAGAUCAUGACUCCGUGUAACUCGAUCCUCUACUGCAGCGAGGCAUGCCGUCGCAAAGACGCUGCAAAGCCAUUGUCGGCGUCCACUUUGUCACUUGACUCCACCUCACCUUCUGCUGCUCUCGACUCGUCACCUCGUCCGACCCUCCUCCACCACUCCAGUGCCCGUCCCGAGGAUCAGGCGGCCCCGUCGUCGUCGUCUUCUCGGAUACCCGUCGACAUCCACGACCACAAGUCGGAUCUUGACCCCACCGAAUGGAAGCCAAAAUUACCACACCGUGGGGCUUCAACCAGUUCCGAGGCCUUUCGCUACCUGAGUCGCUUCCAUCAGGCCCAGGCCGGCAAUAUUGACCAUCUGGAUCAUGGCAAACGCGAUCGUGCGCCGGCCACGUUGCGGCACAAGAGUACACUGAGCAUGUCGACCUUGACACCCGGCACCACGACUCCGAGUCUGGCCAACACGCCAACCACCACUGCCUCUAGCGUCGACAGUAUGUACGAGUUCAACCUGCGUCCGCUGGCCCCGCGCACCAAUCCGCUGUACAGCACCAGUGCCGGACACUCGCGCGGCAUUGACCUGGUCACACCGCACAUUCCACCGCCCGCCGUGCCUGUGGAUGUUGUUAUGGUGGCGGGUUCGGCAGGGACUCAGGCUGGGAACGACCUUUGGGAUAAAAAGGUGGUUGUGCCUGGCGCGACUCCAAAGGGUGAGGGGUUAGGUGUUUUGUUCGGGAGAGAUGGCUAG